CCUGUGUCCUAUGUGGGAAAAUCUAGGUGAGAGCUGAGCUUAGGGGAUCUAGGGAACCACCCGGCUGGCAGCCAGCCCAAUCGACAUAAACGACUCCACAAUCUAGCCAUCACCACGAAAACAUCAGUUGACAGGGUGCACGACCCUCAAAAUAUCGUCAAAAUAGGUCUAAAAGACCGGUUGACAAAGGCUUGACAAGCCGAGUUCCUUGCAAAGAACAAGAUCUGGACAGCUAUGACUCGUCGCUAAUCUCCCCAGAUCCGAACAUGACGACUGCAAGGCUCAACGUCAUUGCACUGGUCUCUGGCGGCAAGGAUAGCUUCUUUUCCAUCCUGCAUUGUAUGGCCAAUGGGCACCGCAUUGUAGCCCUUGCCAACUUGCACCCUUCUGAGCCAGGGACCGGCACCACGCUGGCAGCAGCCGCGGUCCCUGCAUCCCGCCAGGGCGGUGCAUCCGCGGAUCAUAGUAAUGAUCACCAUGCUCCUGCUAGCGGGCAAUCCAACGAAGAUGACGAAGAGGUCGAUCUAAAUAGCUUCAUGUACCAGACUGUCGGGCACCAGGUAAUCCCACACUACGCCGCGGCCACCGGCUUGCCUCUGUUCCGCCAGCCUAUUGUUGGUACUACGGUUCAAUCUGGGAUUAGCUACCAAGACCCACGUCACUCUUCUUUCACGUCUCCUACCGCCGCGACCAAGGCAGAGCAUGCAUCUGACUCGGUAGAUGGGUCCCAAUUUCGCGGUUCUCAAGCAACCGAGGACGAGACCGAGUCGCUAGUACCAUUGCUACGAGCUGUCAUCGAAGCUCACCCCGAGGCCAAUGCUCUAUGUACCGGCGCCAUCCUUUCAACCUACCAGAGGACUCGUAUCGAAUCCGUAGCACUGCGCCUUGGUCUAGUGCCAAUUGCGUACCUAUGGCAAUACCCUGCUCUCCCAAUUCCAGAUCGCCAGGGUCCAGCUUCAAUUCUAGUCGAUCCGCCAAGCAUUGUGCCUGGUGUCUGCCAGAUUGGCGGUGAUGAUGACGCCCAACUCCUUCGUGAUAUGUCGGCAAUGGGAUUGGAUGCUCGUAUCAUCAAGGUGGCGAGUGCUGGCCUCGAUGAGGGCUUCCUAUGGGAAAACGUGGCUAGCGACAAGAGCAUUGCCCGCAUCAAGCAGGCGCUGAGACGAUUCGGUGGGGGCGGCCGCGGAUCUGUGCUCGGUGAGGGUGGUGAGUUUGAGACGCUUGUCAUCGACGGCCCGUCUGCACUGUUCAAGGGUAGGAUCGUGGUCGGAGACACUGACCGGAGGGUCGUGCAUGAGGGCGGUGGCAGCACUUGGCUCAGCGUUCGUGAUGCUCGUGUUGAAAUGAAGUCGCCACCUCCGGAAGGCAGUGAGUCUCUUGAUGUUCGCAUACCUACACUGCUCGAUGCGAGAUUCCGGUGCGUCCAUGAUGAUUUGCAAACAGCCAAGUUGCUAGAGUGUAAAUCAACGAGAGAUGCGGCUCCGCGCAUAACAGCCGUUGGUCUUGUACAGUCGGUUUCUACUUGCCAAUACGAGUUCAUGGGUGAGGGUGAGGGAUUGUCUGUUGAGCAGCAAACCACCAAAUUGGUUGAGGAUAUUCGAAGACUUGGCGAGCCACGAUCCAUUGUCAAUACUGUCAUCAUUCUGAGAAAAAUGUCCGAUUUUCCGAUAAUCAACAAAGUUUACGGCGAUUUAUUUGCAGCACCAAACCCACCAUCUAGGGUAACAAUCUCCUGUGGUACCCUCCUUCCUGAAGGUUCCCAGAUAGGUAUUUAUGUUACUAUCCAGCAUGGGCUCACAUUACCAUUAAGGCAGGGACUCCAUGUACAGUCGCGGUCAUAUUGGGCGCCAGCCAAUAUUGGACCGUACAGUCAAGCUAUCGUGUUUCCUCAGAGCAUCAGGACGAACGAUGAUGCAAGCACCGAUAGUUCUUGUGUACCCAAAUUGGUCACUAUUGCUGGCCAGAUACCUCUGCUACCGGCGUCCAUGGAAUUGCCUCAAUUAGAUGAUUCGGCCCCCUUACAAAUCACUCUAGCCCUGCAACAUCUCUGGCGAGUUGGUAUUGAGAUGCAGACGCAAUGGUGGACCAGCGCCGUGGCAUAUUUUCCGCGAACGCCCGACGAAGCAGAUAUGAAGCGUAAAGCUCUCCUCGCAGCAUGUGCCUGGCAGUCAGCACAUCUUUGGUCAGCUGACCCAUCGGAUGAAGACGACGAGAAUGGUCCUGACCUCUGGGAUCGAAAGUACAACCCUCAAUAUAUGUCGUUGACCAGCUCUGACGACUCUGUCUCUGCGCCUACACUUCCUCUCUGGGACAGGCUCAAUGGCUUUGAUGAAGACGACAACCUUGUUGAGCCAGUCGAUAGACCCCUGCCAUAUGUAUAUGCCGCCGAGGUGGAAGAAUUACCCCGAGGAGCAGGUGUUGAAUGGCAUGCACAUCGGGGUCUUGUGAACGUGAGUCCUGGGUCUAUACAUGUUGUGGACUUCCAUUGUGACACGUCGGACGCCACGGCGAAUAUGGAGCUUCAGAACAUUGUCGUCGACUCUACGGAAGAGACAUAUAUCCAUACCACCGCUGCUUUGUCACUACAAGAAACAAAAGGCCCACUCAAUUUUGAGACCCAACAAGAAAUCCUCACCAACGAGGUCAGGAGAUUUCUGGGUCUUAUCAUGGAGAAUAAAUCUGGGGUGCAACUUGACCUGGUGCCGUACCUGACUUACGUCAAUAAAAGCCAUGCCUUUGGGUCUCCGAAGGGUUCAAAGGCAAUUAUUCCCUGCCACUCAUUAUGGAACUCGAAGGGUCAGCGCCUGGAGGCAGUGAUGCACUACCAGGUGCACCUUACCAAAACACAAUAGGAAAAGAACUUAGCCCAAUAUCUUCAGUAUUAUCCUUCCUGUUCAUGGGAGUGUUACUAGUGUGUAAGCGUUUGCAGCUUUUG
Truncatella angustata is the source of this 2932-nucleotide messenger RNA. RefSeq lists its product as uncharacterized. NCBI's taxonomy places the organism in Eukaryota, Fungi, Ascomycota, Sordariomycetes, Amphisphaeriales, Sporocadaceae. The coding region runs from base 267 to 2849 and encodes 860 amino acids. The record is from RefSeq and is a predicted model, not a curated record. Gene Ontology annotation, biological process: protein histidyl modification to diphthamide. Gene Ontology annotation, molecular function: diphthine-ammonia ligase activity. The transcript has a single exon.